GGAAGUUGCGUGAUUCAGACGAUGUAGCCCCCAAUGAUUUGUGACAAAGGCGUCACUGCUGGACUCUUCUCUGCCUGAUGAGAUCAAUGACCACCAGAGAGGAGACUUAGUUUCUUUACACUCUACACAACUGACUCGGAUCUGUAUGAUUUGAGGUACGUGUGUGAUGUGCCAUGCGUUUCCUCUAAGUCGAAACAUUCAUUGCUGGGAGACGAAACACUCUGAUGAUCCAUCCACCGUGCGAAAAGAGUAGUCCAUCUCUGUCUGAAAUGUCGCAAAGAGUGAGGUUUGAUUUCUCAAUAGCAUCUCCUGCAGAACACAUCCAUUUAGAAACAUCUACCUUUCAUAUCUGAACUGCUGACUGCAAGUAGAGUUGGCCCAUCGAAAUGGUCAGUUUUUGAGUUUAGCGAUUGCGUUGCCAAAUUGCAGCAGUUGCGCUGCCGCAGUGAGGUGCUAGAUUCGCUGCUGUUGGAGUGGAACCGGAGCACAGGUGAUGAUCUGCAAACUCGGGUGGCAUGGCUACAGCAGUGGUUGGACACGGAUAGAGAAGGACCAUGAGGAAAUAGAAUGGAGUCGGACCAGCCAGUUCAUCGCAUUGGAAAUGCAGAGCUGAGGAAGGGCAGGGUGAUCCGGAUUUCUUACAAGAGGGCAACAUACGUAGUGUGCACCGUCAACCUGAUGCUGGCGGUGUGUUUGAUGUACUCAAUCCUGUCGCCUUUGCACCUCAAGUCUCACACUCCUCACGUCAUAGCGGUCGACACCUCCAAUGGACGUCGCCCAUCGUCUCAGCGAACCACGAGGGAAGAAUUAGUGCGUUUACGUUCCUCCGACAAACUGCGCCGCGAUAUGGUGCCCAUUCAUCUCAUUCAAGAGGUGAAGGUCCUCCAAGCGGAAACCAUGGAAGAAAUCACGAGAACGAAGAAACUGAGCUCAAUCAGGCAAAAGAAGUCCAUCGAGGUCUUGCAACGUCUGGCCCAGGUGAGGCGCGGCAACACCCAAGCAAACCAGCAAGGUAUCAUUCAUCCAUGUAUCCAUCCAGCCUUCUUUUCAUUCAUCCAAUUUUUCGGCUCUCAUAUAUUCAUCCAUCCAUCUCUUCAUUCAUCCAUCUUUUCACCCACAAGGUUUCAUCGUUGGGCACCCUUUCUUAGGCUUACAGAAAUGGAGGAAGAAGAAGCUUCUAGACGCAAAGAGAAUCGAAGCUGCCCAACGUGGACGUUAGAUUUUUAUAUUGCUCUACCAAAACCCACCCACCAUUGCUUUAGCUAUCUGUCACAUGGCUCAUUUAGCUGUGAAUAAAUCUACCUCUUCAUGGGGUUCUCAUCCUCUCCACCAUUUGGAAUUGUCUCCACAAGGUUAGAUAGGCUACUUCAGUGAUUUGUGCAUAAAUGAUGUUCAUUUUCUUAUUUUCUUAUUUUUUUUAUAUAAGGACAUGAAUGAAGAAUGGUAAUAACUAACAUUAGGGUAUUUUGCUUUGGAAAUAAUGCAUAGUAGUUUGUUAUCAAGGUGUAAUAAAGAAUAAAACAAUCUAGAUAGAUACAGGGAUGAGUGGAUGUUUAGGAUCAACCCAUGCUAAGAUACACAUUUUUACCAAAUAAUGCAAAGAUAAAUCUCAUCUUCUA
This is a messenger RNA of Physcomitrium patens, 1619 nucleotides long. The record is from RefSeq and is a predicted model, not a curated record. NCBI's taxonomy places the organism in Eukaryota, Viridiplantae, Streptophyta, Bryopsida, Funariales, Funariaceae.